GGCGGAGUCGGGGGGCGGCAGAAGGACCUGCGGCGGGCCCGCUUCGGCCGCGUCUCCGGCCUGGUUUUCGUCUGCGUGUGACUGUGCGCUCAGUCGGGCACCAUGGGGAAGCGCGACAAUCGAGUGGCCUAUAUGAACCCAAUAGCAAUGGCUAGAUCAAGGGGUCCAAUCCAGUCUUCAGGACCAACAAUCCAGGAUUAUCUGAAUCGACCAAGGCCUACGUGGGAAGAAGUGAAAGAACAACUAGAAAAGAAAAAGAAAGGUUCUAAGGCUUUGGCUGAAUUUGAAGAAAAAAUGAAUGAGAACUGGAAGAAAGAACUAGAAAGACACAGGGAGAAAUUGUUAAGUGGAAGUGAGAGCUCAUCCAAAAAGAGACAGAGAAAGAAAAAAGAAAAGAAGAAAUCUGGUAGGUAUUCAUCUUCUUCUUCAUCAAGCUCUGAUUCUUCCAGCAGUUCUUCAGAUUCUGAAGAUGAGGAUAAGAGACAAGGAAAACGGAGAAAGAAAAAGAAGAACCGUUCACAUAAAUCUUCUGAAAGUUCCAUUUCGGCAACUGAAUCAGACAGUAAGGAUAGUUUAAAAAAGAAAAAGAAGUCAAAGGAAACAACUGAGAAAGAAAAGGACAUUAAAGGACCCAGCAAAAAAAGAAAGAUGUGUCCUGAAGAUAAACCUUUGUCAUCUGAAUCCUUAUCAGAAUCAGAUUAUAUUGAGGAGAUACGAGCAAAAAAGAAGAAAAGCAGUGAAGAACGAGAAAAAGCAACAGACAAAACAAAGAAGAAAAAGAAACAUAAGAAACACAGUAAGAAGAAGAAAAAGAAGGCUGCAAGUUCAAGUCCUGACUCACCAUAACAUUAAGAAAAAAUCAGGAUUCCCUUAUAAAAGAAAGUGCAAUGUCUAAGGAAAUUUCAACUGUGAAAACUACAACAUAUUUACUAAAAUGCACGAAUUUUCUUGUUUUUAGAAUUAUUCCUGGACUAUUCAGUAGCCACUAAGAGUCCGCUGUGUGAAAGGGCCAUAAUUAUUGCCUGCUGCUUGAACAUCUAGUUUUUCUCUUCCAGUGCUUGAUGACUAACUCUGGGAGAUAAUACACUGCAGUUGUACUAGUGGAUGAGAUAUAGUAUUUGGGAAUAAAAUUAAUAUUUUUGACUAGCAAUGUCCAAUGGUAAACCAACAGAAAUUGUAUCUGAAUACAUCUUUAAGAGAUAAUCAGAAAUGGCCAGAUGACUCUAGUUAAAAUUUUUGAAGUAAGGAUUAUAUUGAUAUUUUAAAAUCCUUACUCUGUAGAUAGGUGUAUUUUAAUUUUUCCCCUUUGUAUACUUUUUAUUUACCUGGGGAAGGAGCUAUUAGGGUUGGGGGGGUUGGUUUGCUUCUCUUUAGCUAGCAGAAGAGCGUGCCUUUGAUCCUCACACAUCCUAUAUUUGUGGACACAGCCAUGUUUUAGGGGGAGGUCAGAGUUAGAUACCAGCAGUCUUACCCUUAACUGCACUUAGUGACAUCCUUGGAAUCUGUUAUGUGCUGCUUUGAGUGAAUUACAGAAAUAGCCCUUUGCAGCAUGAGAAAGCCCCAGAAGGUCUGGGAUUUACCUCCACUUCAAUAAGACUGAAUGUUUUUUAGUAUUAGAAUGAGUUAUGUCAUUUGCAUUAAUUUUGAUUCUACUUUGGCUUUAGAGAGGAAUCAUUUCAAAUGGACACUGGUACUUUUUGAACUUGAUAGCUAAUGAUUCUAAAAUGCAUGUUUUAUACUAUUAAGUUUAAUCCAGUCAAGAAAAUUUUAUGUAACCAGUGAUAGUUUAUUUUUUUGUAUGAAUUUUGUUUAGGCUGCAAUGUUUAGCUUUUGUUAACUCCUUACUUUACUGUUUUAAUUUUAUUGCUAUGUUUAAUGGCAUAUUUGCCACGAUAUUUAGCAUGUAAAAAAGCAGGGUCUUGAUUUUUUUUUUUUUUUUAACAGCUUCAUAUUGAAGCUGAGACUUACCAUAAACAAGUUGAAUGGUGGGCCUGGUAUGCUGUGUCUUGUUAUAUAAAGCUAUUGAAUCUUAGUAAAUGUAAUGUUUUAAA
This is a messenger RNA of Otolemur garnettii (small-eared galago), 2051 nucleotides long. RefSeq names its product family with sequence similarity 133 member B (gene FAM133B). NCBI's taxonomy places the organism in Eukaryota, Metazoa, Chordata, Mammalia, Primates, Galagidae. The coding region runs from base 103 to 846 and encodes 247 amino acids. The record is from RefSeq and is a predicted model, not a curated record. The transcript is spliced from 11 exons.